GUUGCGGAGUGUGUUUUCCAGCUGGUCUGGCUCAGGGGGAAGGGGGUCCGACACCAUUGCACUUCUUUCUUUUUUUUUUAACAACCGGAUCUUUUCCUUUUGUUUGUUUGUUUGUAAAAAAUGUCUUUUUCCUGCAAUAACUCUUUGGACGGCAGCUUUCCUCCGUCUCCGGCGGAGGACAGGGGCUCCAAGCGGCUGUCCUGGGGCAGUCUGAUGCAGAGGCUGACAGAGCUGAAGGGGAUCAAUCACAGGGUCGCGGCAGAUCCUCAGUGCAGCAGGAGUGAAACUGGAUCUGUGGCAGACAUGUCCCUGUCAGAAUCAGACAGCAGUUUCUUCUGUUAUCCCCUGGAGGAGACCUUGGCUACAGAGGUUGUAAGAACCAUAACACAAAGUCUCAACGAUGCAUCAGACACCCUGGGCUGCUCCAAACUCGUCCUACCUGACUUUCUUCUGCACAAUAUCAGCCAAGAGCUGCUCCACUUGGCUCUCAGCGAGCCAUGCGGCCUCAGAGGGGCGCUCAUUGACCUGUGUGUGGACAGGGGGGACCUGGGCUCCCUGUGUACUGUGGACCAAAUAGCAGUGGAUGCAACCCUGGUCCCAACCUUCCACGUGACCCUGGUACUGAGGCUCGAGUCCAGUGGACUGUGGCCAAAAGUUCAGAAGCUCUUCAAGGGAAGCAAAUCACCGCAAACACCUUCAAGGCCCCGAAACACUCUGAGGCUGAGUACGAGCUUCAGGGCUAUCAAGAGGAAACUGUACUGUUCAGGGGAGCUGCUGAUUGAGGAGUGCUGCUGACCAAACGCUCCUGCCCCUGAUAAGAAGAACUGAAUUCAUUCAUUCAUGUACUGAGAGAGGAUGCAUUGUCUUUUUUAUUUUAAAGACAACAUAUCCUGGCUCAGAAGUCAAAUGGCACUGACAAAGAUAGUUCUGAAAUAACACGUACUUGUCUCUGUUGGUGUAUUUUGUGUGUGUCAAGGUUUACUGGAGCCAACUUAUCUCUCAUGGCAGCUACUAACCUAUUUGUAGGUGACUUAACAGUGAAGACUCAUGUUUGCACAUGGGUCAGUGUCUUUCACAAGAAUGUAAAGUCCCAUUAUUAAGGGAACGGCUUAUGUAUUUGAUAGUCAAAUAUGACCUGAAACUUGUGUGUUUUGUAUUUUUCAAGGACUUAAGCAAACAAAUAAAUUAUUUUCUAUUAA
Molecule: messenger RNA, 1199 nt
Organism: Dicentrarchus labrax (European seabass)
Lineage: Eukaryota; Metazoa; Chordata; Actinopteri; Moronidae
Product: DNA damage-inducible transcript 4 protein-like
Exons: 2
Coding region: 121-795 (224 amino acids)
Biological process (GO): negative regulation of TOR signaling; response to hypoxia; apoptotic process
Cellular component (GO): cytoplasm
Molecular function (GO): 14-3-3 protein binding
Source: RefSeq, a predicted model, not a curated record